UCUAUAUAACCUUUUGAUUCUCCCCUUUCCCUUUUCCCUCUCCUCCAAUUUCCUCACCUCUCUCUCUCUUAACAUCUUUUCAAUUAGAUCAUCGACCGACCAAAGAAGAAACAAGUUAAAAAAUCAGAUCUUUUAACAUGGAUCCGUCCUCUGCAAACUCAGUGAACGGAUACUACUCGUUUCUAAACAGAUCAAUGGAUGAUCUCGAGAGGGUUUACCUCUCAAACAACUUCAUGUCCGUACAGUUUUUGCAGAGAGCUCUCUGUCUCCUCCGCACCUCUCACUCGCAUCUCACUCUCCUCGUUCAGAAACUUAACCUCCCUGUCGGAGACAAAUGGCUCGAUGAGUAUAUGGACGAAAGCUCCAAGCUUUGGGAAGCUUGUCUCGUCAUCAAGUCCGCCGUUUCCUCCAUAGAAAACUUCUCCUCCGCCGGAAUUUCAAUCGCCUCCACCCUCGACGGCCACUAUCACCACCGUCGUCUCUCCACUCAGGUGUCUCGCCAGGUGAUAAGAGCGAUCACAGGGUGCAGGAGAGAGGCGAUUGGGAUAGAGGCAGAGAACAGAGCUUUGAUGGAGAAUCGAGUUCAGAGGUUUCCGUUUUGGUCGGAGCAGUCGGCGGCGACGGUGAUGGAGUCGUCGACGAAGUUACAGAACGGGUUCAGUGGUUUCCGCGGCGUACUCUACGCGACGAGGAACAUGAGCUCGCUUCUACUCAUGGUGUUGAUGAACGGUCUCGUCUACUGUGUUCCCAGCGACGCAACCCUUUCGCAGACGCAAACGCAGACGCAGAAUCAGGUCAGCGGCUUCGCCGGAGCGAUGGGGAGGUUGCAGCAGAGAGUUGCGGCUGAGGUGGGGAGAACGGGGAUGAGGAAGGGGAUACUGAUGCAUGAGUAUAGGAGGAGCAAGGCGGCGUUGGAAGAGCUUAAGGCGGAGCUUGAGCGGAGAGGAGGAGGAGGAGGGGAAAGCGAGGAGGAGGAGGGAGAGAGGGAGUUUAGAGAGAGAGUGGAGAAUCUGAAAGGGUAUUUUGGUAAUUUGAGGAAUGGGACAGAGAGUAUAGUGUCGCAAAUCGAUGAUUUCUUUGAUGAAAUUGUUGAAGGAAGAAAAAAGCUUUUGGAUUUCUGCAGCCAUAGAUGAGAAUAUCAAACGCUGACAUUUUUCACUUUCAUAAAGAUGAAAAAAAAAAAAAAAGAAAAAAUUUGGGUAGACUCUAGGCUUAGACGAAUCAUUCGGUAGGAGUUGUUGUAACUUUUUUUUUUUUUUUGUUAUGAAAAGAAAAUGUUAAUUCGUCAAUCUGCUCUACUUUAGUAUUUUGAUGUUUAUUUUUAUAAUUCUAGAAAUGGAGUUUAUUCUCUGAA
This is a messenger RNA of Brassica oleracea var. oleracea, 1354 nucleotides long. RefSeq lists its product as uncharacterized. The coding region runs from base 138 to 1133 and encodes 331 amino acids. The transcript has 2 exons. The record is from RefSeq and is a predicted model, not a curated record. NCBI's taxonomy places the organism in Eukaryota, Viridiplantae, Streptophyta, Magnoliopsida, Brassicales, Brassicaceae.